AUGGAUUCAGAUCAACCCCAUAACGACACUUUAUUAGCCACAAAUAGGCUACUAUCAGAUUUAGAAAGGAAAUUAUCAAUAGUGUCUAAUACAUCCUCGUCAUCAAACCAAACCCAACAGUCGCAUAGCUCAUCAAUAAUAGUUGAUAGAAAUUUUUCAGGGAUAGGAAAACAAAAUAUUCAAUCCAGUGUACUCGAGUAUAUCAAGGCAAACGAGGAUGAAUUUAAUCCUAAUGAGUUAUUUGAAGAGAGACAACAUAAAUUUUUAACAAAACUUGGCAGGACCUAUAAUGAUGAUAAAUUUGUAUCGACAAGUGACCAGAAUAACUACGUUACUAAUUUUGACUCUGAAAGUGACGAUGUUCAUGCAAAUAAUAUAAAUGGAAGAAAUGGGCAAAACGAUGUUAAUAUUCACAAUUUAGAAGAAAAAGAAGAACAAUCGCAAAAUGGGUCCCAUUUUAAUGUUACACCAGAAAUGAACUACGAUGAUGAAGACGAUACAUACGUUGAUGAGGGUAAUGGCAACGAAAAAAUGUUUUUUGACGAUGACGACGAUGACUUGUUGUUAUCCCCGGAACCACCAAGAUCCCCUCCGAGGGAAAUUGAUCCUGAUAAAGUAUACGGGUUAUAUGAUUUUUCAGGGCCCGAUCCACUGCAUUGUACAUUAUCAAGAGAUGAACCUGUUUAUUUGCUAAACGAUGAAGAUAACUACUGGUGUUUAAUCAAAAAACUUUCAAAAGAAGAAAGAAUGGCAGUUAUCUCUCUGAGACUGAAUGGUAGUGAAGUACCUAGAGAUCCUUUUGAGGACGAGGAAUAUGAAAAAAUUGGAUUUGUUCCUGCGGAAUGUCUUGAAACUUAUGGAGAAAGACUCGCUAGACUCAAUUGUUUUAAGAAUGAAGAACUAGAAAAACUAUCUAGAGAGGACCCUGAUAAUGAUGACUCGAUUCAAAUUUUAGAUAAUGAGCCAUAUGGUUUGGAUAAUAAUUCUGCACAAUCAAACAUGUCACAGGACAGCACACAUACCACUGAUCUAGAAAGACGAAAUACUAAGACUAAUAAGUCUGUUACCUUUGAGGAUUUAGAAAUAUUAGAUUUCUAUGAUCAAGAAGAAGAUGACGCUAAUAAGGAAAAUAAUGAAUUUGGCCAACAUUUAUUGACAGUUUCUCAUGAUGAAUUGCAAUCCUUGGCCUUGCCGCAAAAUGAUGAAGACAAAAUUUCAGAGGUAUUAAGUGAUGUUUACCCGAAUGAGAUGCCUUUGAUCAUUAACAAAAAUAGCGAUAAAAGAGCAUUAACGGCUAAGCAGGAAAGAGAUAUAAAACCAGUAAAUGAUGAAAAGGCUGAAAAUGAGCCACAGUCUGCAGACAUUACUCCACAUUCGCCAGAGGUGAUUGAAAUUCUGGAUGUUGAUGAUGAUGCUGAGAUUAGUCAUACCAUUCAUAUCAACGAAGAAACUUCCAAUACAACUAGUAGCAAUAACCAUAACAGUAAUGAUAAUAAUAAGAAUGAGAGUAGUAGUAUAAGUGAAACAGAAGACAACGGUACUACUAAUGGUAAAAAUGGUGAUGAAAAGGACGAAAUGGACGAAAUAAUUUUCAACAACCCAUAUACGGAAUUUACGAAGCCGCCAAUUUUUAAUAAGAAACAACAAGAUAAUUCAUCGAUUGGCUCGUUUUCUCCAGAUACCCCACCUCAAAGGAAGAAGUUUUCAUCCCCUAACCUUGGACUAGAUGAACAAGAUGCCUCUGAUGAUGAAGCAAAUCUGUCAUCAAUCAGGAGAUCUAAUGUUUUGGAUAGACUUAACAAAAUAACAUCAGAUAUCCAAGAGCAGCUAAAUCUAAAUGAUUUUGACUAUGAAUCUUUUAAUAAUGAUACUGAUUUCUUACAGAAUCUCAAAAGCUCUACCGACUCGUCUGAUCUUAAAGCUUUAAAUCAAGCCCCUGAAAAAGAUGAUGAUUAUGAUUUCGAUGAUUAUGAUGAUUACGAUGAUGAUUAUUAUUAUCGCAACGAAAGCGAGCCUGAUGAGCAGAGAGAUUCUGAUGGUGUUGGUACAAUAACUCCCUUAACAAGCUCCAAUUCAUUAACUAACGGCAUGAUCAUCCCUGUUAAAAACGAUAUAACGGAUAGAAGAAAAUCAAAACCUGUUCAUGAUAUGUUUAUUCCAGUACUCGGAAAAUUUGAUCUGUUAGCUGAAAAAUUAGCUAAACUAGAUGAAUUAAUAUAA
This is a messenger RNA of Debaryomyces tyrocola, 2220 nucleotides long. Lineage: Eukaryota; Fungi; Ascomycota; Pichiomycetes; Serinales; Debaryomycetaceae. The record is from the annotation of a GenBank genome assembly.